AUGGUGUGUCCAAAUCCCAUUCCUUGGGUUUUGGUGAUACUACUGAUUAUUUCUGGAUUGAUUUAUGGAUCUGGAUCUUUUGAGAAAAACCGACAGAAAAGGACCCUCUAUGAGGAACAGCCUCGCAUGUCAUCUGAAAGGGGCAACUUAAUUUUUCAUACUGGCUCAGCCAAAAAUAUUGAAUUCAGAACUGGAUUACAGGGCAGAAUAAGAAUUAAUGAAGAAGACCUUGCUGACACCUUUAGCCAGAUCAGAAAGAAUAAAGAUGAUAUUCUAGAACUAAAAAGAGUCACCAACAUCCCUCAAAACGUUUCCAAUCAGAUCACCUAUAUUCAUUCCAAGAUUGUGAAUCUUGAAGGCAGACUUCAAAACCUUGAACAGAGCUUCCUGAGAAAAGCCUGUAGUAGCAACCCUUGUCAGAAUUCUGGAACCUGUAUCAAUUUGCUGGAUGCAUUCUUUUGUCUCUGCCCCACCAACUGGCAGGGACCGUUCUGUUCUGUUGAUGUAAAUGAAUGCCAGGUUUAUUCUGGGACACCUCUGGGUUGCCAGAAUGGAGCUACAUGUGUAAACAUCCCAGGCAGUUACAGCUGCACCUGUUUGCCAGAAACAUAUGGACCCCACUGCGCAUCAAAAUUUGACGACUGCCAACAGGGAUCUACCGCUCUCUGUGCACAUGGCCACUGCCUGGAUGAAAACAGAGAGCAACAUAAUCAGCCAAAGUACAGCUGUAUUUGUGAUGCUGGCUGGAAGUCUCCGCCCGACAGUCCUGCCUGUAGUGUUGAUGUUGAUGAGUGUAGCCUCCCUAAACCUCCAUGCUCACUGAAUCCUCCUGUACAGUGCCACAACACACCAGGAUCUUAUUUCUGUGGUCCUUGUCCAGCCGGUUGGCAAGGGAAUGGCUACAGUUGUCAAGAUAUUAAUGAAUGUGUGAUGGAUAAUGGAGGCUGUUCAACCACCCCAUUAGUUCAGUGUAUCAACACAAUGGGGUCCUUCUAUUGUAGUCAUUGCCCACCAGGCUACCAAGGUGAUGGGAAAGUGUGCACCCAGAUUGAUAUUUGUUCAGUAAACAACGGAGGUUGUCAUCCACUUGCUGCAUGUACCAGUAGAUCAGGUCCUGUCCCUAAUUGUGACUGCCCAGCUGGAUUCACCGGCAACGGCUACGGCUCAAAUGGAUGUGUCGCACUCAGCAGCAUCUGCCAAAAUCAAAACCCUUGUCUAAAUGGAGAAUGCCUUGAUACACUCUCUGGCUAUCACUGCCUGUGUGAUCCUGGCUGGACGGGUGGCAACUGUACAGAAAAUAUUGAUGAAUGUUCCAGCAAUCCUUGUCAACAUGGGGGAAGCUGCAUCGAUGGGGUGAACGGCUACUCUUGUGAAUGUACAAAUACUUGGACUGGACCUGAAUGCCAGAGACCCCAACAAGUUUGUGGAGGUUUUCUUUCUGGCCUCUCAGGCUCAUUCAGCUAUCCAAAUAAUCCAGGCACUGAGCGAUAUGAUCACCGGGUCAGCUGUGCUUGGGUCAUUCGGACUACAUAUGACAAGAUCCUGCGUAUCACUUUUCCAUUCUUCCAUCUGGAGCAAAGCAGCGGCUGUAGGUCUGACUAUCUUCAGAUACAUGAUGGAGAGGCAUCAUCAGCCCAAAUGCUGGGAAAAUACUGUGGGUCGUCUCACCCUGAUGAACUUUUCAGCAGUCAUAAUUCUUUGUAUAUCUGGUUCCGCUCUGACCACUCGGUUAACUCUGGAGGGUUUACAGUUCAUUGGGAAUCUCGGCUGCCUGAGUGUGGUGGUGAACUAACAGAUUCUUAUGGCUCAAUUAACUCACCUGGCUACCCAGGGAACUAUCCUCUCAAUAGGGAUUGUUAUUGGAUCAUCUCGACCAGUCCUAGUCUUCUUAUCACUUUUGCCUUUGGAACAUUGAGGCUUGAACACCAUAUUAAUUGCAGUCAAGACUAUUUGGAGAUUCGAGAUGGCCUCCUAGCCCAAGAUCCCCUCCUUGGAAAAUACUGUGGCACUUGGUCACCACCUCCUCUUCAAACCACUGGUCCAUAUGCCUGGGUUCACUUUCAUUCCAAUGCUGCCAACAGUGACAGAGGCUUCCAUGUCACGUACACUACAUCCCCCGCGGAUCCCAAUUGUGGAGGAAAUUACACAGAUAGUGUUGGGGUUAUCAUGUCCCCUUACUGGCCUAAUUCUUACCUCAGCAACAGGCAAUGCAUUUACAUCAUCCGACAGCCAGCCCUUGAAAAAAUCGUUCUCAAUUUCACACACCUGGAGCUGGAAAGUCAUCCUGGCUGCUCCUGGAACUUCAUAGAGAUCCGGGAUGGUGACACUGAAGCAGCUCCUUUGAUCAACAAGCUCUGUAGUAAUGUGUUGCCCUCCACUAUUGCUUCCAAUAGCAACAACCUCUGGAUCAAGUUUAAGUCAGACACCUCGGUCCAAAUGUCUAGCUUCAGGGCUCUCUAUGAAGUCGCUUGUGGGGGUGCCUUGUCUGGUGAAGGAGUCCUCAGAUCCCCCUAUUAUCCCAGGGCAUUGUCUCGUGACAAGAUCUGUGAGUGGAUCAUCUCUCAGCCUGAGGGCAAUGUCAUCAUUCUUAAUUUCACUGACUUUCGGAUGUAUAAUAUCACAACCUGUGAUUCAGAUUAUGUUGAGAUCAGAGAUGGAAACAAUGUGAAUUCUCCUUCUUUGGGGAAAUACUGUGGUGUCACUGCUCCAUCAAUCAUUCAAUCGACUCGGAACAAUCUCUAUGUAAAAUUCCGAGCUUCCUCUGUUACCAACCUUGGCUUCGUGGCUGAAUACAAACCUUUGGAUGCAGCAUGUGGAGGGACUCUCACAGAACCAGAUGGAACCAUCACAAGUCCUGGCUAUCCAGUCACCUACCCACAUGGUGUGAAAUGUAGAUGGACCAUCUUAGUCCAGCCUGGUUAUUUGAUCCGUCUGACCGUCACAUCUUUUUACUUGGAAUUUCAGUACAAUUGCAACAGAGAUUACCUUGAAAUAUAUGACAACAGCACUAUGACAAAACUUGGCAGGUACUGUGGGAGGUCCAUUCCACCAUCUGUUACCAGUAGCGGCAACACUUUGAUGUUAUAUUUUGUAACAAAUCGCAACACAGCCUCAGAGGGAUUUUCGGCCAAUUAUGCUUCACUGAAUGCUUCUGGAGUAUGUUCACAUGACUAUACCGAGGCAACCGGUGUGGUGUCAUCUCCAAAUUUUCCUAACCACUACCCAAACAGAAUGACCUGCAUAUAUAGGAUUACUGUGAGGACUAACAAACAGAUCGCUUUACACUUCACCAAUUUCUCUUUGGAGAGUGCAGGUUGUAGAAAUGACUACGUAGAAAUCAGAGAUGGUGGUUAUGAGACUUCACCAUUACUUGGGAAAUACUGUGGAAAUACAUUGCCUCCAAUGACUAUCUCACAUAGUAACAAACUAUGGAUCAAGUUUGUAAGUGAUGUAUUUGUCACCAGAACUGGAUUUUCAGCUUACUGGGACGGAACAUCAACAGGCUGUGGUGGAACUCUUACAACUUCUUCUGGAAUUUUCAUGUCUCCCAACUACCCGAUGCCUUAUCACCAUAAUGCAGAAUGCUACUGGCUGCUGAAGUCAAGUCAUGGAAGCCCCUUUGAAAUCCAAUUUGAUCAAUUUCAUCUUGAGGCUCAUGCAAGAUGUCAAUAUGAUUACCUUGAUGUCUAUGAUGGCAACAGUACCAGUGCUAGGAUGUUGGGCAGAUUUUGUGGGAAUCAGAUACCACCCACAAUCCACUCUACUGGGGACAGUCUAUAUGUAAAACUAAGGACAGAUGUUUCUUUGGGAGGUGGAGGUUUUUUUGCUCGUUAUAGACAAAUUUGUCAGGGAGUUGUAACAGCUAACCGUAGCUGGGGCAUCUUGGAGAGUUUAAACUACCCCAGAAACUAUCCUGCAAAUUCUUACUGCAACUGGACCAUCCAAGCGACAUCUGGCAACACCCUCAACUACAGUUUUACAGCACUUAGUGUGGAUGGAGGUGCAAACUGUGAACGUGAUAAUUUAAAGCUCUAUGACGGGCCUCAUGCCCAGUCCAGCCUGAUAGGCACUUUCUGUGGCAACACGGAUCUUCCAUCUGGAGGCACCCUAAGUUCUGCUCUACAUGUUGUAUUCUAUUCUGACAACAUAGCUGAAUCUGCUGGGUUCCAGAUGCUAUGGCAGGUAAACGGUUGUGGUGGGGAACUCAUUGGGACGUCUGGAACUUUCCAUAGCCCUGGAUACCCUAACAAGUAUCCUCACAAUAGGGAAUGUCAUUGGUUUAUUCACACAGCCCCAGGUAGCAGCAUCCAACUCACCAUUGUGGAAUUUGAUAUUGAAUACCAUCAAAGUUGCAACUAUGAUGUUCUAGAGAUCUAUGGUGGGCCUGACUUUUCUUCACCCAGGCUGACCCAGCUUUGCAUCCCAAGAUCUCCUCAGAAUCCUCUCCAUGUCUCAAGCACUGGUAAUACCAUUGCUGUCCGAUUCAAAACAGACAGAUCUGUGAAUGGAAAGGGGUUCAAUGCUACAUGGCAGGAGAGAGCUGGAGGGUGUGGAGGAAUUUUCCAACUUCCACAUGGUGAAAUCCAUUCUCCUAACUAUCCUCAACCGUACAGCAACAACACUGACUGUUCUUGGCUCAUCCAGGUUGACAGUGGCCACCAUAUUCUGUUGAACUUCACAGAUUUUGAACUAGAAUCUCAUCGUACAUGCACCUACGACUAUGUGGCAGUAUUCGAUGGGCCUAAUAAUAAUGCUCCACUUCUUCGAAAAGUCUGUGGGAGGCUGCAGCCUUCUCCUAUAGCAUCCACCCUAAAUACCAUGUUUGUGCGCUUCCGCUCCGAUAGUAGUGUUCAUCACAGAGGCUUCCGUGCUCUUUUUGCUGAAGCAUGUGGAGGUGUCUUAGAAGCUGAUUCAGUUGGUGCAGCCAUUUCUUCUCCCCUGUAUCCAGCCAAUUAUCCAAACAAUCAGAACUGCAGUUGGAUUCUUCGGGCGCAGGAGCCAUUCAACCACAUCACAUUGUCAUUCGCUGAUUUUGCAACUGAAGACAUCAGGCGCAAUUGUACCACAGAUUAUGUGGAAAUUCGAGAAGGGGAUAAUUUUGAUGCACCUCUGCAAGGGCGAUAUUGUGGCACUACUGUGCCACAUCCCAUUACUUCUUUCGGCAGAGUUUUAUCCAUCAGUUUCAUUUCUAAUACUGCUGUUACUGCCAAAGGGUUCCGUGCUACUUUUGCUGCAUCAACAUCAGCCUGUGGGGGUGUCUUCCAUAUGGAGAGAGGAGCCUUCAGCAGCCCCAGUUUUCCCGAGCCUUAUCCACCGAAUAUUGAAUGUGUCUGGAACAUUCCAAGCUCCCCUGGCAACCGGCUCCAGCUGUCUUUCACGGAAUUUCAGAUGGAAGAAAGUGAAAACUGUGCCAAGGACUACCUAGAAAUUUGGGAAGGUAUUCUUGGUGGACAGCUGUUGGGGCGAUAUUGUGGAAACUCCUUACUGAUGAAUCAUACAACUAUCACUGCACACUUUUUGUCAGUUAAAUUUGUCUCAGAUGGCUCAGGCGGUGGAAUGGGCUUCCGGGCCACAUUUGCUCACUUGUUUGGAAAUAACCUUGUGGGAAGUAGUGGACAAAUAGCCUCUCCACUUUGGCCUAGAAACUACCCUCACAAUUCCAACUACCAGUGGACAAUAACUGCUAAUGUAACCCAGUUGAUUCAUGGCCAACUUCAACAGAUGGAUAUUGAGGAUUUCAGCAGCUGCCGCUAUGAUAAGCUGAAGGUCUAUGAUGGGCCCAACACACACUCUCGUCUCAUUGAAGUAUACUGUGGAACAACCCUUUCUUCUUUCACUUCCUCUGGAAGCUCUGUUACUCUUCAGUUCAUCUCUGAUUUUUCUGUAAAUGGAAAGGGUUUCCUUUUGGAUUGGAAUGUUGUGGAAGCUCCUACAGACACUGGACAUACUAUUCCUACAGGUGCCUGUGGAGGUGUAGCAACAACCAGCGAAGCACCUUUGUUCCUGUUCUCGCCAGGCUGGCCCUCAGACUACAGAAAUUUGGCAGACUGUAUAUGGGUUAUCCGAUCACGAAGCUCAACAGUGGAAUUCAACAUCCUGGCUUUGGAUAUUGAGACUCAUGGCUCAUGCAACUACGAUAAACUUGUCUUCAGAGAUGGAGACAACAGCCUUGCCCCUGUUCUCUCCACUGUAUGUGGCCGUGAAAUUCCUGGACCAAUAAGGUCAACCGGGGACUCUAUGUACAUUCACUUCACUUCAGAUGAAAGUAUCACUGGUGCUGGGUUUAAUGCUUCUUUCCACAAAAGUUGUGGUGGCUACUUGCAUGCAGACCGAGGUGUGAUCACUUCACCGCACUAUGCCCAAACCUAUCCUCCUAACCUUAAUUGUUCCUGGCAUGUUUUGGUUACUCCUGGAUUCAUAAUCGGUGUUCAUUUUGAAGAGCCAUUCCAGGUGCUGAAUGAAGAUGCUUCCUGCAGCCACGGAGAUUAUGUUGAGCUUAGAAAUGGACCAGAUCUCUUUGCCCCACCAUUAGGACCCAGUGGAGGGAAUGGGCGUUUUUGUGGUAGCAGCGCCUUUUCUACCAUGUAUACCUCAGAUAAUCAGCUGUUUGUCUGCUUCACUACUGACAGCCAUAACGGAGGACAGGGAUUCAAACUCAAGUAUGAGGCAAUGGGUCUGGCCUGUGGAGGGAAUGUUUAUAUCAGUCAAUCCAACCCCUCUGGAUUUAUCUCUUCACCGAACUAUCCUGGAAAUUACCCACCACAUGCUGAUUGUGUCUGGACUGUAACUGCACUCUAUGGAGAGGCAGUAGAGUUGAAGUUUGAAGAUCAUUUUCAUAUUGAACCUUCACCUAAUUGCACAUUAAGUUAUCUUGAAUUACGAGAUGGAGCUGACUCCAGUGCACCUCUUAUUGCACAACUCUGUGGAAGUUCUCUGCCAGCCAUUCAAAGAUCUUCUGGUGCUACCCUAUAUAUAAGAUUUCGGUCUGACAGUACAGAUACACGGGCAGGAUUUAAUGCCAACUAUUCAAGAGCUGCAUGUGGUGGAACACUGACAGGGCAAAAUGGGCUCAUCAAAAGUCUUGGAUUUCCUGACGUUUAUUAUCAAGACAAUUUACUGUGUGAAUGGUUCUUCCGUGGGCCUAAAGGUCAUUAUCUCACCAUUAGCUUUGAAGCACUAGAUAUCCAGAACUCAACAGAGUGCACAAAUGACUAUUUGGAAAUUCGAGAAAGAGAUGCUUCAGGGAAUUUACUAGGUAAAUACUGUGGUGCUACCAUACCCAGUGCCUUGGACACACCUGACAAUCUGGCUUAUAUCAAGUUUGUUACAGAUGACUCUGUAAAUGCACCAGGCUUCAGGUUGCGUUUUGCUGCUAGUUUUCAAGAGUGUGGAGGUGAACUCGGUGGUACUGCAGGAACAUUUACCUCCCCAAACUAUCUAAAUCCAUCUCUACAUAAACUCAAGUGUGAAUGGAGAAUUGUGGUACCAUUGGGACGUCGGGUCACUUUAACUAUUCAUGACAUGCAUUUUGGAUUCAGUGAGAAUUGUAGUUCAGAUUAUGUGGCUGUUUAUAAUGGUAUGGGAGAAAAUGCUCCUCAGCUAGCUAAACUAUGUGGUGUGGUGAAUCCAGGUGCUCAGGUGAAAGCUUCUGGAAACAAGAUUACAGUGAUUAUGGUAACAAGCCAUAACGAAGCAGAGGAAUAUUUUAGGAUUGCCUAUGCUUCUGAUGAAGAUGCAGUGUGUGGUGGACUCCUGCUCAGUUCCAAGGGUGGCAACCUCACUUCUCCUGGUUAUGAUGGCACCAGCAAUUAUUUAAACAACCUGAACUGUGAAUGGGUCAUCCAGAAUCCACAUCCUUCCAUCACAACCAUUUACCUUUCCUUUGGAGAUUUCCACUUGGAGGAGCACAUUAAUUGCCAGAAUGACUACUUAGAGCUUCGACUGGGGGAUGCUGGUGGAGAGCUCUUGUACAAGCUGUGUGGCUCUAGGGUACGCCUAGAGCCUCUUUUGGUGGCAGCUCCUCAGAUCUGGAUGCAGUUUUUGAGUAAUGCUGAAAGCUCAGACCGAGGGUUCUUUAUCCACUACUCAUCUCUAGCCUGCGGAGGCAUAAAGGAAGCUGAAAGUGGGAUUAUCUCCAGUCCUAAUUACCCACAGCCCUACAACAGUUCUAGUCAUUGUUCCUGGCUCUUGGUAGCACCAGAGGGACACACCAUCAAUCUUACCUUUGUGGCCUUUGAAGUUGAAAGGCACAUCAGCUGUGGCUGGGACUCAGUCACCAUCCUGAAUGGAGGUUCCCUUAGCUCUCCUGUCAUUGGACGGUAUUGUGGAAAUACAUCACCUGGCACCAUCCAGUCAGGCUCCAAUAAACUACUAAUAAAUUUUAAUUCAGACCACUCUGUGCAGGGAGAUGGUUUCUAUGCCACAUGGACUGCAGAUUCUUUAGGGUGUGGUGGUAUCCUUCAUUCAGAUAAUGGCACCGUCCGUUCUCCUCACUGGCCACGUAACUUCCCUAGUAACAUCAGAUGCACGUGGACAAUAAUUGCUCAUAGAAGCAAACAUUUGGAAAUGACAUUUAACGAGAACUUUCAGAUUCCAGAUACUAACGGACAGUGUCAGAACAGCUAUGUGAAGGUGCUGAAGGGAAGCAAUGAAGAACAGGAGGAUGCAGUUUUAGCCACUGCGUGUGGAAAUUCAGCUCCUGUACCUGUUGUCGCCCCAAGAAAUGUGAUAACAAUAGUGUUUCAGUCACAGGACACUGCAGGCCAUGGCUUUUCUGCAUCAUAUAUAAGCAGGUGUGGAGCAAAUUUCACUGCUCAAUCAGGUCAGAUUGUGUCUCCUAACUUUCCCAGCCAGUAUGACAACAACCUAAAUUGCAGUUAUAUCAUAGAUGCCGGACCCCAAUCUGUUGUUAUCCUGGAAUUUGAAAGUUUUGAUUUGCAACCUCCUGCUACAUUAAGAAUGUGUUCUUAUGAUGGAGUGAAGAUCUUCAAAGGGAACAGUGUUAAUUCAUAUCCUGUGGAAACCUUUUGCGGUAAUGAAGUCCCUGAGCCUGUCAGCGUCAUUGGUUCCACACUAUUGAAUUUCUACACAGACUCCCACACUGUCGGCAUGGGAUUUUUGGCUACCUACAGAAUAAUCCCUUGUGGUGGUAUUUUCAAUAGCUCCUUGGGCACAAUUGGGAGUCCGACCCAUUCUUUUUCUGAUUACAAUCACAAUAUGAAUUGUUCAUACCAUAUCACCGUUAGAAGAAACAAGAUUGUGGAACUCAAAUUCAACAGUUUCCAGCUCGAGGCCUCUUCGUCUUGCCACAAAGACUACAUUGCUGUGUACGAUGGCCCAAAUGCAGUUGCUCCGCUUCUUGGAAAAUUCUGUGGAGGUACACUUCCUCCCACAAUCAGGAGUUCCACAAACAACUUAUUCCUCGUGUUCAAGACUGAUAGCUUCGAAGCUGCUGAUGGAUGGAAAGCAUCUUUCAGAGAGACAAUAGGUCCUCAGCAAGGUUGCGGUGGUUAUCUGACAAACUCCAGUUACACCUUUGGCUCUCCAGACUCCAACAAGGAUGGCAAAUAUGAUAAAAAUCUAGAAUGUGUGUGGAUUAUAGUCGCAGCUGUUAACAGGCUGAUCAACCUGACAUUCAACACUUUUGAACUUGAAGCAGCAUCUGCUUUUCAAAACUGCCGAUUUGACUACGUCAAACUGUACGAUGGCAGUAAUGACGAUGCCACUCUAGCCGGCACGUUUUGUGGCUCCAGCGUUCCUGCUCCUUUUAUUUCUACUGACAACUUCUUGACUAUUAAGUUUGUCACCGACAGGUCGGUAGAAAGAGCAGGCUUCAGUGCUACCUACACUACAGUAGAAAGACUAUGUGGAGGUACAUACAAUGCAACUUCUGUCUCCCAAAGUGCAACGUCACCCUACUUUCCACAUGCAUAUCCUGCCUUUACAGUUUGUAGAUGGGUAAUUGAUGCCCCUCCUGGACAGCAUGUCAAACUAGUGGUGCAGGAAUUCCAUCUUCAGGCCAGUCAGGACUGCUCUCAGAAUUACUUGGAAUUCCAGGACUCACCUCAAGAACAUGCUGACCGUGUCCACAGAUUCUGUGGAGAUGAAAAUUUCACAAUCCCUGAAUUUUAUUCUUACAGACGAACUGCCAUUAUAAUUUUCAGGUCAGCAGCUUAUAUGACUCACAAUGGACUCAGCUUCUCUUAUAAAGCUUCAGGCUGCAACAGGGAAUACAAUCAAUCAUUUGGCUACCUGAAAAGCCCAGGCUGGCCUGAUUCUUAUCCUAAUAAUUUUAAUUGUACUAUUAUUCUACGAGCCCCCCAAAAUCACACCCUCUCCCUCUUUUUCACUUCAUUUAAUCUAGAGGACAACGGAUGUCAGCAUGACUUCUUAGAGGUCAGAAAUGGUAGUGAUGCAAGCUCUCCAUUGCUUGGCAAAUAUUGUGGAAACACCCUACCCGACCCAGUGUUUCCUAAAAGCCAUGUUGUAUAUCUACAUUUCGUAAGUGAUGCCCUACUUUCCAAUACUGGAUAUGAGAUUACGUGGACUUCAUCACCAACUGGAUGCGGUGGCACUUUAUAUGGCGAGGCUGGUUCCCUAACUAGCCCGGAGUACCCAGCAUCUUAUCAGAAUCAGACAGACUGUGAAUGGAUCAUCAAAGCCCCCAAAGGACGGAUUGUCACAAUAAACUUUGUUUUCAUCAGUAUUGAGGACGCAGGCGACUGUACUAGAAACUAUCUGAUCCUCUAUAAUGGACCAGACAGUAGCCACCCACAGAUUGGGCCAUACUGUGGAAUGGAUACAAACAUUGCUCCAUUUACUGCUGCAUCCCAUCAAGUGUUUAUCAAAUUCCAUUCUGAGUAUGUAACACAGCCAUCAGGAUUUCGGCUGACCUGGAACAGCUAGAAUAUUUCUCCUAUGAAAAUAAAAUACAUUCACUCAGCAUUCUGUUGUACUGAAAAGACUCUAGGGUUCAUUACAAGAAUGUAAUGGUGUUCAUGACGGCACAAUAAAAUUAUUUGUAGGCAA
Messenger RNA from Eublepharis macularius, 11028 nucleotides. It is a transcript of the gene CUBN, whose product is annotated as cubilin. Gene Ontology annotation, molecular function: calcium ion binding. Bases 1 to 10905 code for a protein of 3634 amino acids. Lineage: Eukaryota; Metazoa; Chordata; Lepidosauria; Squamata; Eublepharidae. The transcript is spliced from 67 exons. The record is from RefSeq and is a predicted model, not a curated record.